Ogataea parapolymorpha DL-1 is the source of this 1434-nucleotide messenger RNA. RefSeq names its product putative pantothenate transporter. The record is from RefSeq and is a predicted model, not a curated record. Gene Ontology annotation, biological process: transmembrane transport. Gene Ontology annotation, molecular function: transmembrane transporter activity. NCBI's taxonomy places the organism in Eukaryota, Fungi, Ascomycota, Pichiomycetes, Pichiales, Pichiaceae. Gene Ontology annotation, cellular component: membrane. The transcript has a single exon. Bases 1 to 1434 code for a protein of 477 amino acids.
AUGUCUUCAGUCACAACAAAACCCACCAGAUGGUACCACUGGUUUGAACCAGGCACAGACCGCAGAGAGAAGAUUCUAAUAUGGAAACUGGAUUUCUUUAUCCUCUCGUACUCCAUGAUGGCCUAUUUCUUGAAGUACCUUGAUCAAACCAACAUUUCCAACACCUACAUCUCCGGAAUGCAGAAGGACCUGGGCUUCACAAAGAACGAGCUUUCGUGGUUCAACACCUACUACAACAUCGGAGUUUGUAUUGGAUCUAUUCCAGCCGUUUUGCUUGCUGGUUAUUUCCGCCCUAGAAUUUAUCUCCCCACGCUCGACCUGCUGUGGUCUCUCUGUGUCCUGUUUAUUUACCUGGCCAAAAACGCAGAAACUAUCUACGCCCUGAGAUUUUUGAUCGGUCUGUUUGAGUCGUCCUGUAACCCAGGAACGCACUACAUGAUUGGAUGCUGGUAUAAAAAACGUGAGAUUAUGAGACGGUCGAACUUUUUCGUUCUGGCUGGUAUCAUUGGCCAGGCCACUUCCUCCUACAUCCAGUCUGGUUUGCAGUCCUCGAUGGACGGUAAGCGUGGUCUAGCUGCUUGGCAAUGGAUGUUCAUCAUCGAUGCUCUUAUCGGAGCUCCGGUUAUCAUAUACGGAUACCUUUUCUUGCCUGACUAUCCUCACAACACCACCGCUUUCUACCUCAACGAUUGGGAAAGAAAUCGUGCUAAAGAAAGAUUGGUUGAGGACGGCAGAGUGUCUAAGAGAAUCACGUUCUCGUUGAAAGAAAUCAAGCCUGUGCUCCUUUCUUGGCAAUUGUGGACUUUCUGCAUUGGCUACUGUUUCUGGACGCUUACUGCAGGAUCUUACAUGUUGCAAUUCUUCGAAUUGUACCUCAAGUGGCUCAAGAUCUACUCUAUCAGUUAUAUUAAUAACUUCCCAACCAUCAUCUCCGGUGUCAACUUGGUGACAAUGCUUUCGACAGGUGUUAUCUGCGAUUUGACCGGAAACAGAAACUGGGUGUGUGUGGGAGUUGGUCUUGUUCUUCUGGCCUCAUUCCUGAUCACCGCCAAGGGUCCUCUCGAUAACAUACCGCUUCGUAAGGCUGGCUACAUUUUGAGCGGAGUGUACGGUUGUUACACGCCAAUUCUCACUGGUUGGUGUAAUGUUGCGUGCGGAAAGAACCCGAUUUUGCGUGCAGUCACCAUUCCUGCCAUGAUUGUGGUGGGACAAGCCGUGGUGACUCCGUUCCAGCAGCACCUGUUCCCAUCGAGCGAGGCUCCAGUGUACGGAUCGACGCAUGGAUUCUACUACUGUAUUGGAUUUACGUGUGCCCUGGUCGUGUGGACCGGAUUUGUUAUUCCUGCUUUGGAGAAAUGGAGUUCCAGAAAAGAAGAUAAACAACCUAAGGUUGAGGAGGAGCCAAUUCCAGAGAAGGAGUUUGAGAUGCUCUAA